Olea europaea var. sylvestris is the source of this 448-nucleotide messenger RNA. Its product is annotated as transcription initiation factor TFIID subunit 4b-like. Gene Ontology annotation, cellular component: transcription factor TFIID complex. Bases 107 to 448 code for a protein of 113 amino acids. Lineage: Eukaryota; Viridiplantae; Streptophyta; Magnoliopsida; Lamiales; Oleaceae. The record is from RefSeq and is a predicted model, not a curated record. The transcript is spliced from 5 exons. Gene Ontology annotation, biological process: transcription initiation at RNA polymerase II promoter. Gene Ontology annotation, molecular function: RNA polymerase II general transcription initiation factor activity; DNA binding.
UUUCUAGAGUAAUUAACCUACCAUACAGCCAGCUUAGCCAACAAAGAAACUGCGACAAUUGGUUUCUGCCAUAUUCUCUUCCAAGAAAAUCAGGCUCUUCGAUUCUAUGGAGAGGUCUGCCAAGAGGCAACUUGAUCAAAAAUGUGUUACUAGGAAAAAGCAGAAGUCACGCCAUGAACCUCAACAAAAUACCGACAGUAAUGACGAAAUUGCCAUAGCCAGAAUCCGUGUAGAGGUAGAAGAGAAGGUGAUGUUUUCGUCGGGCGAGCAAAGUAGAGCUCUGUCACAAGAAGAAACGACAAUUCUGCAGAAAAAUGCCUUGCAGAGAAAAUUGGAGAACAUCAUGUCAAGAUGUGGAAUUAAGAGCAGAACUGAAGAUGUGGAACAAUGCUUAUCACUGGUGAGAAAAUUACUCAGUAUAAGUCUAUUUUUAGGAGAGAUUUGUUAA